Molecule: messenger RNA, 4166 nt
Organism: Pecten maximus
Lineage: Eukaryota; Metazoa; Mollusca; Bivalvia; Pectinida; Pectinidae
Product: splicing factor 3B subunit 2-like
Exons: 22
Coding region: 40-3465 (1141 amino acids)
Biological process (GO): mRNA splicing, via spliceosome
Cellular component (GO): nucleus; catalytic step 2 spliceosome; precatalytic spliceosome
Source: RefSeq, a predicted model, not a curated record
AACCUCUUGAGAUCAAGGUAAUUUAUCAUAAUAACCAAGAUGGCGUCUGUUCCCACACCGGAGGAACUGAAAAAGUUCAAAGUUGUUGAAUUGAGGGAAAAACUAUCUAAUUUGGAGCUACCAACGGCAGGUUUGAAAGCAGAGCUCAUCACAAGAUUACACAACUACUAUGUUCAGGAAAGUCUCGACGAAGAUGCAGAAAAGUCUCCUCCAAUGGAAGAAGAAUCUCCAGAUGAGGAAAAGGAGGAAGAUUUGCCUUUGCCACCCGUACCAGUUCAAGUACCAGUACAAACACCUGAGGUCCCUGACAAUGCUGGGCCAUCUCGAUCUGUAGAUGAAGAUCUCCAGAGAAAGGUUGCUCUCCAGCAACAAAUGUUAAAUGUAGAGCACCAGCAGGAACAGGAAAAGAAGCUACUGGAGCAACAGAAGGAAGCUCUGGCAAUACAGGCCCGACACCAGGCAGCUAUGAUGAUACAGCAACCCCCACAGCAUGUGGCUCCUCCUCCUCCCCCACCUGCCCCGGUGUCUGUACCUCCCCCUCCUAACAUAGACCUGAUGGAGAAGGUCCGACAACAACAACAGAUGCUAGAGGCAGAAAAACACAAACAGAUGAUGGAACAACAACAAAAGAUAAUACAACAACAACAACAGCAGCAGCAACAACAGCAAGCUAUCAGUCAAGCAGAGGCAGAACGGAGAAUCAAGGAGGCAGAGAUCUUCAGACAACAAAAAUUUGCUCUGAUGGAGGCUCAAAGAGAGGAGCAGCAGCUGCGAAUGCAAAAGGAACAGCAAAGACCACCUGCCCAUCAGAUGCCAGUGCCCCCACCAGGCCUCCCUGUGAUGUCUCACCCACAACCACCAUCCACUACUAUUCAACAGCAACCUCCACAGGCUCCCCCACCCGUUCAGAUUACAACCACAUUACCCCCACAGAUGCCUCCCCAGAUAAGUGGACCACCUCCUCCUGUGGGUCCCCCUCAGGGACUUCCACAGCCAGCACCAGCACCACCAGGACUGGGGCCACCACCAGGUCGUUCAGCUCCACAAGAACUGAUAAGCUUACCUCCACCCCCUCAUGGAGUACCUCCCCCUCAGAAUAUUGGAAUGAUGCCACCACAGGCAUCUCCAAUGCAGACUAGUGCUCCUCCCCCUGGAAUGCCACCUCAACAACAGGCUGAUACUAGUAUGCAGCAGAUGAUACCACCUUCACAGCCCAUGAUUCAACAGCCACAGGCACCUCCUGCUGUGUCGGAACCACAUCAUGAGGGACCACCUCCAUCCCUGCAGCCGCCGCCGAUGAGGCCACCCCCUCCACAGCAGUCACAAAUCGGUAUUCCACCGCCACCCAUGUUACAACAGCCACCAGGACCACCAUCUACCAUGGUCCAGAUGGGUGCUCCUCCUCAACAGCAGUCCGGACCUCCACCACCACCACGUCCUACAGGCAUAGUAACAGGACCCCCCUUGUCUGGACCACCACCCCCAGGGGUUGUCCAGACACCACCAAUGGAGAAGCUACCAUCUCCACAGCUGGAGCCCCCACAGCCACAGCCUCCUAAAGAGAUCAAGCUCCCACAUGCUCUGGAGAAGAUUCUGGCCUUUAAAGAUGUGAGGGCCCAGGAGGUGGGGCUUACCCCUGAGGAGGUCGAGACCAUGCAUCAACCAGAGGAGAGAGAGGAGGUAGAGGAGAUGGAGGGUGAAGAAGAUGAUGAUGUUGGAUAUGGUACUUACGACAUGGAUGAAGAUGCUGACAAGCCAGAGGAUGUUCCUGUAGAAAAAGAGUCCAAAAAUAAGAGGAGAAAGAAGAAGAAAAAGAAGGCAAAGAAGAGUCGACAGCAACAACAACAGCCAAUGUCAGAAUAUACUCGGAAGGAUGACUCUGAGGAAGAUGUACAGAUUGAGUACAUACAGGAGCAGUUAGACCUGGAACCUUCAGAUCCAAACUACUUCACAUUCGCAAAGAUAUUCGAAGCAUUCAAGAUAUCAGAGACAGAGAAACUAAAGGAAAAGAAAGAAGAAAAAGUUGAAGAAAAGAAAAGAGAAGAAAUUCCCGAACCAAGAGGCAUCUUCGAUGAAGAUGACAGUGACGAGGAUGGAGAGGAUAAGAAAUUAGAUGAUGACACACCUAAAAUGUCAAAGAAGAAACUGAAAAAGAUGACUCGACUAAGUGUAGCCCAGCUGAAGCAGUUGGUGAGUCGUCCUGAUGUUGUGGAAAUGCACGAUGUGACUGCCCAGGACCCUCGCCUGUUGGUACAGCUGAAGGCCACACGCAACACAGUGCCUGUCCCUCGGCACUGGUGCUUCAAACGCAAGUAUCUCCAGGGCAAGAGAGGAAUUGAGAAACCUCCUUUUGAGCUGCCUGAGUAUAUCAAGGCUACAGGCAUCAUGGAAAUGAGAGAGGCACUUGCUGAGAAGGAAGACCAAAAAACAUUGAAAGCAAAAAUGAGAGAAAAAGUACGACCAAAAAUGGGGAAAAUAGACAUUGAUUAUCAAAAACUUCAUGACGCUUUCUUCAGAUGGCAGACCAAGCCUAAAAUGACAAUACAUGGUGAUCUAUAUUACGAGGGGAAAGAAUUUGAAACACGAUUAAAAGAAAAGAAACCAGGAAAUUUGUCAGACGAAUUAAGAACAGCUUUAGGCAUGCCAGUAGGACCGAAUGCAGAUAAAUUUCCACCCCCAUGGUUGAUUGCUAUGCAGCGAUAUGGUCCACCACCUUCUUAUCCUAAUUUAAAAAUUCCUGGACUUAAUGCUCCGAUACCUGAAGCAACCUCCUUCGGUUAUCAUGCAGGAGGCUGGGGAAAGCCUCCAGUUGAUGAGAAUGGUAAACCUUUAUAUGGAGAUGUUUUUGGCACACAAAGUGGUGACUUCCAGGUGGUAGUGGAAGAGGAAGAAAUAGAUAAGUCCCACUGGGGUGAGCUGGAGGAGGAAUCGUCAGAGGAAGAGGAUUCUGACGAGGAUGAGGAAGACGAGGAAGAUAUGACAGGUCUAGUCACACCAGGUGGUGAAGGAUUGGUGACGCCAAGUGGUAUCACGUCAGUACCGAUGGGUGUGGAGACACCAGAUAUGAUAGAACUGAGGAAAAAGAGGAUAGAGGAUGCCAUGGACCAAGGGGGAGAAACUCCUGCUCUCUACACAAUCUUACCUGAGAAAAAGUCGGCAGUGGGUGGAGCGAUGAUGGGCUCAUCACAUAUAUACGACAUGUCAGCGGGUGUGCCUGGAAGUAAGAAGACUGAUAAGACAGCUCCUGAAGGGAUUGAGGUUGCCCUGAAUCCAGAGGAACUGGAUCUUGACAGUGCUGCUAUGCAGGCCAAGUAUGACCAAACAAUGAGGGAACAACAGUCACAACUAGAGAAAGAAGAUCUCAGCGACAUGGUGGCUGAACACGCUGCCAAGCAGAAGAAACGAAAGAAACAACAACAAGAUAGCGGGAAAGCUGCCAAAAAAUACAAAGAGUUCAAGUUUUAAUGUUAAAGUGUCUGUCUGCUGUUCUGCUAUAAACUAUAUGUUGUAUGUGUUCAUGGACAAAAAAUACCGGAAUCAUGUAAUGGUGUGAAAGUUGGAAAUGAUAGGAAUUUAUAGUAAUAGUUGGUACUGUUCUACUGGCAACAGCACUAAGCCGAUCAUACGGAAUUUACAGCAACAGUUGGUACUGUUCUCCUGGCUACAGCACCAAGCUGAUCAUACAGAAUUUACAGCAACAGUUGGUACUGUUCUACUGGCUACAGCACUAAGCUGAUCAUACAGAAUUUACAGCAACAGUUGGUACUGUUCUACUGGCUACAGCACUAAGCUGAUCAUACAGAAUUUACAGCAACAGUUGGUACUGUUCUACUGGCUACAGCACUAAGCUGAUCAUACAGAAUUUACAGCAACAGUUGGUACUGUUCUACUGGCUACAGCACUAAGAUGAUCAUACAGAAUUUACAGCAACAGUUGGUACUGUUCUACUGGCUACAGCACUAAGAUGAUCAUACAGAAUGUACAGCAACAGUUGAUACUGUUCUACUGGCUAAACAAUAACCCAGUAAUACAGAAGUUAUGCCAAAGGACUGUAAGAUAUCAAAGCUGCAAUGUUGGAUGUACUGACAAGGUCUUGUGAACCCUUCAUUUCAAUUGAUCGAGAGAGAUUUGAAAAAUUGUGGGAGGAAUAAAUUUUAAAACAUUCA